AUGCCUAGAGCCAGCGACACUUCUCCGUCGCACAAACGCGCUCCAUCAGAGGGUAGGAGCACUACGCACGUUUGGAAGGUCUUGUCUCGGACGCUUCCCUCUCGAGAUGCAAACUCGGACGCCUGGUGGCAGCUUACGGGGAAGCACCUGGCCGUUUUACUGGACGCAGCCGGCUAUCCGGUCGACAGGCAAUAUGAAUGCCUCCUAUACCACUAUCACUACGCUACACCUUACUUGGGACCCGCUCCUCGAGGAGAUGACGCACCAUCAAAAUGGAAGUCGAUGCUUCAGCUGGACGGCACUCCGUUCGAGUUCUCAUGGAGGUGGGACACUUGCGAUGGAGGGCCAGACGUACGGAUCGGUCUCGAGCCCAUCGGCCCCAUGGCAGGAACUACGCUCGACCCUCUGAACCACCUGGCUAUCCGCGAAGUUCUCUACAAACUCUCCUCGGCUGUUCCUGGCACCGAUCUUACCUGGACACAUCACUUUCUCGCUACACUAUUCGAUCAUGACUACGCAAAGUACAUCGAAGAGGCUUCUACCGGAACUCCCAUCGGAACUAGCCUCUUCCUCUCCCUUGACUUUCUUCGAGACUCGACUCAGAUCAAGACGUACUUCCAGCCACGCAUGUUGCACCAGCCUGGAUUGCUUGACAUUCCCCGCUGGGAAGCCUCCUUCCAGAAACUGCACCCAGACGCACCUGCUCGUCGCACCGUCCACCACUUCCUCACCUCCAGCUCCGAAGGCAAGCUCCUCAAGCCCUUCUGCCUCAGUGUCGACAACUGCGAACCCGCAACAGCCCGCAUCAAAUGGUACUUUAACAGCCCCCACAACAACUUGGCAUCCAUACGCGAGAUCAUGACCCUCGGCGGCCGGAUCGCGUCGACAGACGUAGAUCACCAACUCUGCGAACUCUUCGAUCUCCUCAAGACCGUCACCGAACAACCAGACUCGUUCCCCGAAACCUCCGAGUUUCCCCUCACCACUUCGAAGCCACCAUCUGACACGCAAAACAGCACGGGCUGCGUCUACUUCUUCGACAUCGCCCCGGGCGCCGGUCAGUCACUCCCCGCGAUAAAACUCUACUUCCCAAUCCGGAACCACGAUCGCAACGACCUCGCCGCAACACAGAAUCUGACAAGGUGGCUGGAAUCGCGUGGGAGGGGGCAGUAUGGUGAUGCGUUCUUGCGCGCACUCGGGGCCGUCGCGGAUUAUAGACGGUUGGAUGAGGGAGGGGGUCUGCUGAGCUUUCUGAGCUGCCAGUUUCGCUCUGAUGGCGAGUUGGAUCUCACGUCGUACUUUAAUCCCGAGGCAUAUCAUUCUGCAAGGGUUACGCAGCGCAGAGGGACGAGAAGGAGGGGGGAUUGGUAG
This is a messenger RNA of Aspergillus calidoustus, 1371 nucleotides long. The record is from the annotation of a GenBank genome assembly. NCBI's taxonomy places the organism in Eukaryota, Fungi, Ascomycota, Eurotiomycetes, Eurotiales, Aspergillaceae.